Molecule: messenger RNA, 2508 nt
Organism: Oryctolagus cuniculus (rabbit)
Lineage: Eukaryota; Metazoa; Chordata; Mammalia; Lagomorpha; Leporidae
Gene: SHISA3
Product: shisa family member 3
Source: RefSeq, a predicted model, not a curated record
ACCGCGCGCGAACCAGAGAGCGCAGAGGCCCCGCAGCGCGCGCCGCGCCCGCUGUGAUUAGCUCCAACCGCGACACCCGGGAGGGCGGACUCUCUCUUCACCCUCGUCGUCUCCUCCUCCCUCUUCUCCCUCUUCCUUUUUAAGGGACGCCUCGCUGGCAGAGCUGUCAGCAGCCGGGAGGCCGUUUGCACUUGGCCGCGGCCAGGCUGACUCCGGCUCCCGUGACAGGCAAGGGCGGGGGCUGGGCAGCCGCACGUGGGGGACAAAUUCUGCCUCCUCGGGGCUCCUCUCGGGACCCGGCUACAGCCACAAGUCGGGACGCCUUGUGGUCCUGGACUUGGCAGCCCCCGCCCGACGCGAUGGCUCCCGUGAGGAGUGGGGAGGGAGGUGGCCGGGGGAUCCGCGCGCCCCUCGCGUGAUGAGCCUGGCAAAGGGCGGCAGCAGCAGCAGCCUCUGCCAGCACCUCCCGUGGUCCCUCGCCAACUCGCUCCCGCGCACCAUGCAGACCCCCGGCCUGCCGAGCCCUCAGCGCAGCCCCUGUCGCCUCUCCGGCCACCGCUAGCCUCCGCGGGAGCGGUCCGCCGCCCGUGCCGUGCCCCAAGGGAGGCGGAACUGCGGUGCCGGGAGUCCCAGCUCAGCCCUUCGCUCUCCAGCUGCGUGCGUCCCCUUCCCCGCCGCCCAGGCUUCCAGCGGCGAUGGGGGCGCUGCUGGCGCUCUGCCUCCUGGGCUGGCUGCGCUGGGGCCCGGCGGGUGCCCAGCAGUCCGGCGAGUACUGCCACGGCUGGGUGGACGUGCAGGGCAACUAUCACGAGGGCUUCCAAUGCCCGGAGGACUUCGACACAUUGGACGCCACCAUCUGCUGCGGCUCCUGCGCGCUCCGCUACUGCUGCGCCGCGGCCGACGCCAGGCUGGAGCAAGGCGGUUGCACGAACGACCGCGGCGAGCUGGAGCACCCGGGCAUCACCGCGCAGCCGGUCUACGUCCCCUUCCUCAUCGUCGGCUCCAUCUUCAUUGCAUUCAUCAUCCUGGGCUCUUUAGUGGCUAUCUAUUGUUGCACCUGUUUGAGACCCAAGGAGCCCUCGCAGCAGCCAAUCCGCUUCUCACUCCGCAGCUAUCAGACAGAGACCCUGCCCAUGAUCUUGACCUCCACGAGCCUCAGGACACCUUCCAGACAGUCCAGCACAGCCACCAGCUCCAGCUCCACAGGUGGCUCCAUCCGCAGAUUCUCCUUCGCCAGGGCGGAGCCCAGCUGCCUGGUGCCCUCACCUCCCCCGCCUUACACCACAGGCCACCCAAUCCACCUGACACAGCCAUCCGGUUUCCUGGUGUCACCUCAGUAUUUCGCUUACCCCCUUCAGCAGGAGCCCCCGCUGCCUGGGAAGAGCUGUCCAGACUUCAGCUCCAGUUGACAGGUCAUGGCCAUGAAUCCAGCAUGUAGUAAAGUGGCAGACAGGUAGAGUGAUGCUUCCAAUGUCAAGUGCUUUGCUGAAGAAAUUUCUCAUGUAACUGACCAACGUCAUGGCGGAAAGUGGUAAGAAAACACAGCGCUUUCUAGUCUUGAGGUUCCUGGCUACAAUCACAGGAUGUCUGGCUUGGCAGAUGUUGUGACUAUUACAUUUCAACCCAUGCUACUUCUAUUCAAAAUAUGCAACAGUUUGACUUUGAAGUUACAAAUUGACUGAAAAUGUUUUACUCGACAAUUUAGCAGCAUAGUGCUUAGGAAAGGGCUACAUGAUCCUUUUUCACAUCAGUUGUUUAUGGAGUUAUAAUACAAAUAUACAUAAAUGAGUAAAGAAAAAUACCUAAUUGUGAUUAUCAAAGGAUCAGUUAAAAAUUAACUAUGAAGUAAACUUGAGAAGUCAGUGAAUAACCUAUUUAUAUCUUUUGGAGUAACCUAAUAAUAUUAGCAUGUUGGGAACAUUAACUUUUUAAAUUAAUAACUAAAUUUUGUUUCAAAUAUUAAAGUUUUCUUUCAAUAAUUCAAAGUUUCAGUAACCACAGGAGGAGCUUCAAGUUUUAUGCAUUCUUAUAUAUUCAUUCAUUGCAACACAGUUUCUAUGUAAAGUCAUUUCCCCAACCCACCUGAGGGAAUAUUUAUUGCAGACUUUUUGUUCAGCAACAUUUAGUGUUUAAAUGAAAGUUGGACAGUUGGGUCUUAAAACAUUUAUUUGUAAAAUGAGUUAUGUACAAAUGUAAAAAUUGGUAAUUUAAUGUAUUUACUACACUGACAGUACUAAUUAUUUAGUAGUCACACUGUAAUUUCUCUGUUAAUGAUAAUGGUGGAGAUCAAAGUCCAGCUAUUGGUGUAAUCAUCUAAUAUUACCUAUCUCAAGGGCCACUGAAUUUCAUGCCCCAUGAUUAUGUAUGUAUUUGGGCAAAUAUCCUGCUGGGUUAGAAUAAAUAAAAUAUGUUUUUAUGAACUCUAUUUGAAUUUCAAAUCAAAGCACUUCAUUUUAUCUCCUUAGUGAUAUUGUUUGUUAUUCAAUAAAAAGAAAUGUCUUUACCUCA